Molecule: messenger RNA, 1233 nt
Organism: Hydractinia symbiolongicarpus
Lineage: Eukaryota; Metazoa; Cnidaria; Hydrozoa; Anthoathecata; Hydractiniidae
Product: extracellular calcium-sensing receptor-like
Exons: 1
Coding region: 1-1233 (410 amino acids)
Biological process (GO): G protein-coupled receptor signaling pathway
Cellular component (GO): membrane
Molecular function (GO): G protein-coupled receptor activity
Source: RefSeq, a predicted model, not a curated record
AUGUCAUUAACAGAUCUUGCGCAAAUUUUACUUCUCCAGACCAAUAGAAAACCGACAGAAUCGGUUCUUGUAGGACAAAUCAAUGUGAUAAACGAAGAAUUUGAAAGGUUUGAAAAUGCGCUAUGGGCAACUUACAAAAAUGCUACGCCUUCUUCCGCCUGCCAUGACAACUGUACUGCAGGCUUUCAUCCGAUAUACGUGGCUAGAAAAUGCUGUUGGAUUUGCGAAGCCUGCAGUACAGGAUACUACAAGCAGGAACAUGGAAACAGCAUCUGUCAAAAAUGCCCUCCUAAUUCAGAAUCAAAUAAAAACAAAACUAAAUGCGUUUGGUAUAGGAAUGUCUAUCCUAGUUAUUCAAACCAGUCAUCUUCCAUUGUUUACAUCUUCAUAGCAAUUGGUGUUAGUAUCUGUACUGUGUUUUUCGUUUCUUUUAUCAAGUACAGAGACACAGCAGUAGUACGUGCAGCUAACGCACCAUUAUUUUUUACGCAAUUGAUUACUCACGUUCUAUUGUUUAUAUAUCCUUUAACAUACCUUGGGAAAUUAAACAACAAAACUUGUCUUACUGGUAUCGGUUUUCAAGGAAUGUUGGUAACAAUUAUACAAGGGAUUAUCUUCUCUAAAACCAUAUUUCUUGUUAAGGUGUUUCGAAGUAAAAGAAGAGCAAACAAGUCUUCAAUGGUAGGACAUCAAUACAUUUGGAUUUUUGCAGCAAUGGCAAUAUAUACAGGCAUUUUUGCUAUCAUUGUCUACGAUUCACCAAAUGGCAUUAAGUGUGUGAAAAACAAAAGAACUUUGGUGAACGAUAUAUUCUGCGACAAUGAAAAUUUAUUUAUAUUUCAACUCGUAUAUACAUUGAUUUUAAGUUUUUUAUGUAUUGUGCAAGCAUUUAGAGCAAAGAAUCUGCCUUCACAUUUCAAUGAGGCAAAGUAUAUAUUUUACUCAGCAUUUGGUACCUUUACGAUCUUGACGAUGUCGCCAUUGCUUUACGCCACCUUGAAGGAUACAAAUGCAAAGUUAAUGGUGCGUCAUGCUGUCAUAUUUUUGAUAAACAUUACAAACCUAAUAUGCAUGUUUGGUACCAAAGUUUGGGUCAUCAUAUUUAGACCAGAAAGAAAUAAUUCAGGUCUCAUUAAGAAGGCUGUGUAUAGCAAUACCGCCAGGAGGGUAGAUCAAACUUUAUCAAGAAGAAACACAAACGCUAUGAGCCUUUCUUCUAGCUCUUUCAAAUGA